This is a messenger RNA of Uranotaenia lowii, 1509 nucleotides long. RefSeq names its product gustatory receptor for sugar taste 64f-like. The transcript has 5 exons. Gene Ontology annotation, molecular function: sweet taste receptor activity. Bases 51 to 1400 code for a protein of 449 amino acids. Gene Ontology annotation, cellular component: membrane. Lineage: Eukaryota; Metazoa; Arthropoda; Insecta; Diptera; Culicidae. The record is from RefSeq and is a predicted model, not a curated record. Gene Ontology annotation, biological process: detection of chemical stimulus involved in sensory perception of taste; sensory perception of sweet taste.
UGUAGGUUUGAUGAGCAAGGGUGAAAAGAACAGAACAGGCAAAGACGGAUAUGGCGAAGAAACUGGUUCAAGGAAGUAAUCUCAAACGAAGGAACAGUAACUUGAGUGGGUCUAGUCCAGAUUUGGUUCCCGUGAAGCAAAAAGGCCGUUUCAGUUUUGGAGAAAUCCAAUUCCUCAAACGCGCAACGAGUGACGAUUGGAUACGGGACGGAACCUUUCACGAUGCUGUAGGUGGAAUGCUUACGAUGGCCCAGAUGCUUUCCGUAAUGCCGGUCAGUGGAAUCAUGGAACGAGAUCCGGCUAAGGUGCGCUUCACCUGGCUAAGUAAACGAAUAAUCUACUGUUACGCUGUUUAUGCUGGAACGGCAUUUCUCGUUAUUACUACUUUGAUUCGAUUCUUCGAGAAGGACUUCAGCUUUGGCCGUUUGACUACGGUUUUCUUCUAUUCGUACAACCUGUAUGGGAUGUACUGUUUCGUUCGGGUGGCCCAAAAGUGGCCGGAGCUGAUAAGGAAAUGGCACGAUACCGAGCAACUGCUGCCUCAGAGCACUAACAUUUUGGAACGAGGAGUGUUGGCCAGGAAAAUCAAAUUGAUAUCGAUACUGCUGACAACCCUGUCCCUUUUGGAACACUUACUUUCAAUUGUAUCGGCUGUCUUCUAUCGACCCUACUGUCCGGAAGUUCCUGACCCGAUGGAGAUGUUCUUCAAGGCGAACUUCUUCUUCGUGUUUCAACAUUUCGAGUAUAGCAAUUGGUUGGCUUUUAUAAUCAAAUACCUCAACGUCGUUUGUACCUUCGUGUGGAGCUACAUCGAUUUAUUUGUCAUGGUAAUAAGCCUGGGGCUAUCACAUACCUUUGAACGGAUCAAUGAUUUCAUGCGGAAACAUAAACGGCAGCCCAUGACGGAAGAGUUUUGGGGUGACCAGCGCAGGAAUUACCGUAACGUUUGUGAUCUAAUCCAGCAUGUAGACGAUGUGGUUUCUAUCAUCACUAUGCUCUCGAUUUCCAAUAAUUUAUUUUUCAUUUGUGCAUCAAUACUGAACAGUUUGAGCUCUCAUCCAACAAUCGUUCACACCAUGUACUUCUGGUUUGGGCUGACAUUCCUGAUUGCUCGAACCCUGGGGGUGACGAUGUGUGCGGCCAAGGUGAAUGAUGAGUCCCGGAGGCCCAUCGAAGUGCUGAGAACGAUCCCCCGCGAAGGUUGGUGUCUGGAGGCUAAACGAUUCGCAGAGGAAGUCGUGAACGAUACGGUGGCCCUAACGGGAAUGAAGUUCUUCAACAUGACCCGGAAGCUGGUGCUCAAGGUUACUGGAUCCAUAAUUACUUAUGAACUGGUGCUAAUUCAGUUCCACAAGGAGGAACCGGCGGAUGUUGAUUUGUGUAAAAUGAAGAGGGCUUAAAAUGUGUUCGAGGGUUUUGGACCAAAUUGUUCAAGUGCACGGGUUUUGAUCACCGUUUUCUUCUUCGGCUGCGUUCACUUGCAAGAGCACCAACUCAUAAGUGACGAUC